UCUUCAUUAUUCCUUGCCGUGGCCACCAUUCGACCCAAACCGUCUCCAUAGAUUUUGACAUGGAUAAACCUAAUUAUCCAAGUCAACACAAUGCAAUGCUGCGCGGCGGAUAGUAGGGCUAUGCGGCACGGAAUUUAUUUUCUAAAUUUCUUAUCGAAAACAUUCCUUCGUUCCGUUUUCUUCCCAUGAUUCUCCAAUUUCAUUCACAAAUAUUCUCAUCUCGUGGGAUAUAUUCUCGUACCUGGCAUCAGCCUCCGAUGAAUUGAUCAUCCAACCUUCCUGUUCACAGACCGUCAGCCAAGGACGUUAAGUUAGUGCCCCUAAUAUUUUUAUUUGAUAUUUUUCUACUACAUUAUAUAUACGGAGUACUCUUUUAUAAGAUCUUACAUUCAUCCUUUGGGCCAAGCAUCUCGUUUGUUGUGCGCUCGCCAUGGCUUCUACCGAUAAUGCCGAGAAGAAGAUCGAUGAGAGUACCAGGGCUUCAGAUUCAUCCAAUAUUGAGAAAGGUGAUGUCAUUCCACGAAAUGAAAACGCUGCGACGAGGCACGAAGAUCAAACAAUCGCCAUUCUCGAGCUCGUCAAAGCCCAAGAUGUCCAUCACCCCAUGCAUUGGUCCGCCUUCAAACGAUGGGGUAUCGUGGUUAUUUACUGUAUGUUGCAGACUUUCGUUACACUUACCAGUACAACUUAUGUAUCCGCCGAGUUCUUGAUACAAGAGAAGUUUGGGGGGACUACUCAAGUUGUUACUCUGGGCCAGAGUAUGUUCAUUUUGGGAACAGCGGUCGGUCCUAUAUUCUUGGGUCCAUUAUCGUAGGUUGAACACAGCAUAUGGCGCAUACUGCGAUUAUCGUGCUUGUGAACAGAAUCAUAACUGAACAUCUACAGUGAUCUUGGUGGCCGUAAAUGGAUCUAUGUUAUUAGCAUUGCAUUCUAUGCAGUUUUGAACUUUGUAAGUGACCUCGAAGGUAUCAUUCAUGGAAUCAUUUUUAACAUGAUUUAGGGAACCGCAUAUGCUCUUAAUCUUCCUAUGCUCGUCAUCUUCAUGUUCCUUGCGGGCACAGCUGGUUCUACUGCCCUUUCGAAUGUAGCUGGUACAAUUGCGGAUCUGUUUGGAGAUAUCGAUGGUGCUGGACAAGCGAUGGCCCUUUUCGUCAUGUGUAAGACCCGAGAAAUAUUCUAGUCUCCGCCUCAUAAGUACUAAUGACUUGCAUAUAGCUGCAAACAUUGGUCCAUCUCUCGGAUCCCCGUGGGAGUGGAUAGCGGAUAAUGCGAACAUGGGUCUUAAAUGGAUCUUCUUAAUCAAUGUAAUUAUUGGUUUUGCAUUCGCUAUCAUCAUGUGUUUCAUUCCAGAAACAUUACCAAGAUUGGUUAUCGCCAAAGCAGCCGCAAAGAAUCAAACCGUUGGUGAUCAAGAAGCUGCUAUCUUGACAAGCAAACUCAAUGUUUUACAAGAAAUGAAGUUUAUCACGACCAUGACAUUCAGAAUUAUGUUCACGGAGCCAGUUGUUUUAUUCCUUGGCUUGUACAAUGGUUUCGCUUACGGUAUCCUCUUCUUGUACCUCGAUGGAGUAUUUGAUGUUUUCGUCGUCAAUAAUGGUCUCUCUUACAUCGGUGCCGAUCUCACGUACCUUAACUUCGUCGUCGGAGUAGUCGUCAUGUUCUUCUUCGUUCCGGUUCAAACUUGGUUUUAUGCAAGAGAUCGUAAGAAGCAUGGUAUCAACCGUCCAGAAGCUAGAUUCCUCACUUCUUUGGUUACCGUUUGGCUUUUCCCAAUCACACUUCUUUGGUUCGCUUUCACCUCUGAUGGAAGCGUAUCUUACUGGUCACCAGUUGUCGCUGGUGGUGUUCUUGGUUUUGCAGAUCCAUUAUUAUGGCUCAGUAUGCUUAACUAUAUUACUGGUAUGUUUCCAAUCCAUCAUUAGUUACCCCUUACAUCUCGCUAAUUUCAAUUCCUCCCCAGACUCCUACCCCAACGUCGCCGGUGCCGCCAUCGCAGCUUUCCUCAUCCCUUCCUUUGCUCUCGCAGCUGGUCUCGCUCAUCUCGGUGUCCUCAUGUUUGAUAACAUGUCGACGAAAUGGGCUAUGGGUACUAUUGGAUUCAUUAGUAUUGGUCUUUGUGCGUUGAUUUACUUUAUCUAUUUCUUUGGUGCAAAAAUAAGAGCAGGAUCGAAGCUCGCGAGAAGAUUUUAAAUGUAUGUGUGUAUGUAUGUAUGUAUGAAAUGAUGGAUGAAUGGAUGGAUGGAUAAAUAAAUCAAUGUAUGUUAGAACUUGGAUCGAUCGAUCGGAUUGGAUAUAGUAUAUAAGAUUUUGCUUAAUUAGCACUGUACUGUAUUGCAUUGAAAAUUUCGUUAGUGGAUGUAUGGUUUGAGGAUCACCAGAUGGAUGAUUUAUACUGUUAUGUUGUAUAUACAUGUUUACAUAUAGAUGAUGGAUUUGAACUUGGAUAUUCUAUUCUAUUCUAUUUAUUCUUCCACCUCCUCAUCUACUACUGCUCAAUAAUAUAAAGAGAAAUCUCUGUAUGUCUAAAAUACUUAGUAGGU
Molecule: messenger RNA, 2540 nt
Organism: Sclerotinia trifoliorum
Lineage: Eukaryota; Fungi; Ascomycota; Leotiomycetes; Helotiales; Sclerotiniaceae
Source: the annotation of a GenBank genome assembly